Molecule: messenger RNA, 646 nt
Organism: Mucor mucedo
Lineage: Eukaryota; Fungi; Mucoromycota; Mucoromycetes; Mucorales; Mucoraceae
Exons: 3
Coding region: 339-641 (100 amino acids)
Source: RefSeq, a predicted model, not a curated record
UUGUUACUGAGGGGUGAUUAUUUGCUUUUUUGUGUCUUUUGUUUUACGAGUGACCAAGAGCAAUGUGAAAGAGUCAUUGGGACAACAAGUCGAAAGAAGUAUUUUUAUGAAAGAAAGCACACUUGUUUUUAAACGUCCAGCGUUUGAAAGUAUAGUUGUCAUACGACUGGAUUGCAGAAUGGAAGCACCGUUGUGAAUGUGAAAGGUUGAUCGUCAAAAACUUGUCUCAAUCGAGAUCUCCAGAUUCCAAGUAAAAUACAAGCAACAUUGAAAACGAAUGAUAAAGAAGUGGCGACAGUAGAUUUUUUUGUUUUUGUAAGUCAUUCGAAUCAAGCGAAAUGAGUAUAGCCAGUAUUCUACCAGGUCGAAUUAGCACGUCCGUAAAAGGUGGUCGCAGGCUUUGGAGGGAACAAGGAAUCACGCAAUAUAGCUCCCAAUUGUGUUGGUUGAUCGAAUGCUUGAAUACAUGUGGACAUUUAGGACUCAAGAAGAGGACGGAAAUUGAUAGACCCAGUAGACUAUAUACUGGCACCCAGGACACGACGAAAGUUACCAGGGAAUAUAGUUUCACGAUCAGAUUGUUGUUGAAGAAUAUGUGUAUUGGGACCCACGAUGAAGCAAAUCGCGUACCAAGAUCUUAGACAUA